CAAAGCCGCAAAAUGUAGACAAUGCUUUAUAAAAUCUAGAUAAACAACAACGUUCUAAAAGAAAACACACGAUAUUGGCCGGCAGACAUAACACGGGUAGAGAGGUAGAAGGUUGCCUGCAUUGCGGAUAUUAUACAACGGUGAAAUAUAUAAUUUUUUAAGGAAAUUAUUUGUUUAGGUAUAGAUGAUAAUGUAUACAAUGUAUACAAUUUUAUAGUACGAUUGAAGGGAUUAGUCUGUAUCCCGCCUUGUAUUCAGACCCUCCCCUUUGGCACUGGGGAUUGGCCAUAGAAGGAAACUUCGCCUCGGAUCUUCUGUAUCUGUAGCUCUCAGGAGCUCCACACGAACACACGCUGUGAGCAGAGGAAUGAUAUUUACACUCUUAAACCAGGCUGUCCUUUCAAAAAAUGGCUUCUAUAUGACGGUUAAUAGCGGCGAUAAGUUUAUUAAUAUUAUCUUAUUAUUUUAUUUUGUUUACAAAUAGCUGUAACUUUGCGUAAAAAAAGAGAAAUCAGACUCCGCUGUGCAUUUCGGUAUCAGCGCCAGUGGUGAAGCGUCUCCUGCUUUAAGGAGAGCAGGAGAAACCAGUGGCACCGUGUCAUCACAAAUACACACAGGUUUUCUUCUCCGCAUCCGCAGAGGAGAAAGCGUGCCCCCACACACGGGCGACUGAUGAAGAGCAUGGAGAUGCUCCGUCGCUCCUCAUUUUUCGCAGCAGAAGUCAUGGAUGUGUUCGAUCGCUCCCCUACAGACAAAGAACUCGUGUCCCAGGCAAAAAUGUUGUGCAGGGACUACAUUCACUCAAGACUUAACCGGGCUGGACUUGGUUUUAACAAACCUGAUCUUGGAUCUACAGGAGGAACCCUCGCAGAAGUGUCCUCUGUUCUUCAAUGGUUAGGUGAUGAGCUUGAAUACUUGCGACCCAACGUGUACCGCAAUGUGGCAAAACAGCUGAAUAUCACCGUGGGUUCAGAAGGUAUUGUUUCAGAUGCAUUUCUGGCUGUAGCUGCAGAAAUCUUCUCCACAGGGGUGACGUGGGGUAAGGUGGUCUCUUUGUAUGCAGUAGCUGGCGCAUUGGCAGUGGACUGUGUUCGGCAUGGCUACCCAGCCAUGGUACACACUAUUGUAGACUGCAUGGGCGAGUUUGUUCGCAAAAGCCUGGUGCCCUGGUUAAAGAGGAGAGGCGGUUGGACUGACAUUACAAAGUGCGUAGUGAACACAGAUCCCAGCUUCCAUACUCACUGGCUGGUGGCGGCAGCCUGUACGUGUGCACACUACCUAAAGGCCAUUGUCUUCUACCUCCUGAGGGAGAAGUAACUGCCUGACAGAGGGAUGAUGAACAUGGAGCCUCCCUUUUUGUUUUUUUUUUGUUUUUUUGUGGAGAGCACUGCCAUUUCACCGCUUAUGACCUGUUACUGCUCUUGGUGUGUUUACACAUGCAGUAUAGUUGCACUGUGCCUUGCACUGUGCCUUCAAUGGACAUUUGUGUCUGCUGAGCUGCUCUUGGAUGUCUUCGUGGAUUGUCUUCAAGGUGCUGUAAGGAUUUCCAAUGGAUUGAUCUAUAUUAGUGACGAUACCUAGAGGGCGCUUAUGUCCCGGGGCAACUAUAGUUAGAACACAAACUGUAGAUUAUUUCCCCAGAAACAGGAAGAGUGUGAGUCAGCAGUGUGUUUCAUUAAAGCCAUACUGUCUAACCCUCAUCUGCACUAUCACAUAGUGUCUCUUAUUAGUUUAUCCAUGUUCUUAGUGGACUGCACUGUUUUAUUUGUAAUACACUCAUUUUGAUAGCGACACCUUGAAAUACAUCUAGUGUUAUUAAUUGUCUUGGUCAAGAUAGAAAACCUGGUGUGUUUAUUUCACUCAGCUGAACAGAAUUGUUGAGUUAUGCUGACCAGAGCAACUUUUUAUGAGAAAUGUUUGUAUGUGUGUGUGAAAGAGAGAGCGAAUGAGAGAAAAGUAAGAGAGAUUAAAAAGCAUGAAAGAAGUAAACAGA
This is a messenger RNA of Silurus meridionalis, 1993 nucleotides long. RefSeq names its product BCL2 family apoptosis regulator BOK a (gene boka). The transcript is spliced from 5 exons. The record is from RefSeq and is a predicted model, not a curated record. Bases 673 to 1317 code for a protein of 214 amino acids. Gene Ontology annotation, molecular function: protein homodimerization activity; protein heterodimerization activity. Lineage: Eukaryota; Metazoa; Chordata; Actinopteri; Siluriformes; Siluridae. Gene Ontology annotation, cellular component: mitochondrial outer membrane. Gene Ontology annotation, biological process: regulation of apoptotic process; intrinsic apoptotic signaling pathway in response to DNA damage; extrinsic apoptotic signaling pathway in absence of ligand.